This is a messenger RNA of Parastagonospora nodorum SN15, 2004 nucleotides long. RefSeq lists its product as hypothetical. Gene Ontology annotation, molecular function: protein binding. Lineage: Eukaryota; Fungi; Ascomycota; Dothideomycetes; Pleosporales; Phaeosphaeriaceae. Bases 1 to 2004 code for a protein of 667 amino acids. The record is from RefSeq and is a predicted model, not a curated record. The transcript has a single exon.
AUGAUCUCCACCAUCGGUGCCAAGCCCGCUUGCCUCGUCAAUGCGUCUGUCACGUACGUAGGCGAUGACCAGAUAUACGCCUUUGGAGGCUUCGACCAAUACACCGACGAAGUGUACAACCAUGUGCUGCGCCUGAAUCUCACAACACGGCAGUGGAACCUUGUAGACAACUAUGGCGAUAUUCCUGGAGUACGGAUGGGCCAUACAGCGUGUCUGUGGCAGGGCAGCAAGCUCCUGGUCUUCGGUGGAGAGAAUGAGCACCGCCAACACCUCGCCGACGUGAUAGUAUUCGACCUCAAGACCGCGCACUGGACACAGCCUGAGUUACACGGCCCGAUACCCCGCGGUCGCGCUCGUCACUCGGCAGUAAUCCACGACGAUAAACUCUACAUCAGUGGGGGCCAGACUGGACAUGACAGUGUUCUGGAUGAUAUUUGCUACCUUGACCUCAAGACAUGGACGUGGUCGCGAACCUGGAGAUUUGUACCACGAUACGACCAUGCCAGCUGGAUCUGGAACGGUCGCAUUUGGAUCUUCGGAGGCAUCAAUGAUGAAAUGGAGAAGAAUAAUGAGAUCUGGUGGCUCGACCUACGCGGCAGCCCGGAGUUCGAACACGCAAUGAAAUUUGGCACAGGCGAUCGGCAACUGCUCUCGUCGAGGCACCGUUUCCAGGUUCCACCUUCUGGCCAUGUGGCGACUGGCAGCACUGGUUACACUGCUAACUCAAGUGUACAAUCCUACCAUGGCAUGACCUCCAGUCGCUCUCCAUACGUAGCCCCAGGCUCCAUCUCCUCGCUCAAGUUCCACUCCAGUCCAAAUUUACCUUCGCAGGCGGCUGGUACCCACUUCCACAUCUUCUCCUCUGGCUGCAUGCUGGACUUCGUGACACCUGCUGAACUAACCUCCGAGACUAGUCUGUCCAGUUUGGAGCUCGACACCUUACGCUGGCAAAAGCUAGCUGAUGGCAAGGAUCUCUACAGCCCGAACUAUCGCUGGCAUUAUUGUACCACUAAUCCGGAAGGAACUCACGCAUGGCUCCUCGGAAGCCCGAUUGAGGCCGCCGGAGAUGCAAACCACAAUGGCGAGUAUCUUAGUGAUGUACUCGCUCAUCGACUUGCGCAAGUACGGCUUAUCCUAGGCAAUGAGCUGGCCUCCGACUCGCGGUCAAAGAUGAUGCCUGCUUCAGACGCCAAUGUCUCAUCGCACCUCACGGGCAUUGGUGCUGACCUCUCAUUGACUUUCGACCAACCUCCCGAGAGUGGUAGUGGAGCUGACUUUAUCAUCACCGCCGACCCUGAUGAAGAAGAUUAUGUCGACGUGUCAUCCGCUAUAGAAGCCGGUCCGUCCUCCACAUCUACUGCCAUCGGUGCCGUCUCCCGACCAAUCCACGUCCACAAGCUCAUCCUCCACGCUCGCUGGCCACACUUCGCCCGUCUCUGGAGCGCUCAAAUGUCCGAAUUCCACUCUAAGAAGAUGCACAUCCCCGAACCAUACUCGGCAGUGCGCGCUUUCCUCUUCUACCUCUACACCGACAGCAUCGCACCCAACCCGCAGAACGGACCAAGUCUAAGUGACGUCGCGGGCAUGUUGGUCAUGAGUAACAUCUACGACAUGCCCCGCCUGCGCCUCCUCUGCGUCAACCGCCUCGGCCGGGAACUCGACAUCGAACACGCAGCCGUCAUCUGGGAGCGCGCUGCCACGGCCGGCGAAGACUGGCUCAAACAGCGCGCUGCCGCAUACUGCCUACAAAACUGGGGACGCCUUGUCCGUACGAAUGGCUUCCGCAACCUCAAUCCCGCCAGCUUAAUCGAGUUGUGCUGCGAAUCGGGCCCCGAGGCUCGCGUCGUUGGCGGUGAGGAUCUCGAGCUCCUGAGCCAGGUUACAGGCCGCUCGUAUGGCGCGGGCACGACGAGGAAGAGGAGUCUGGGCAGUGCGGGGGUGCUUACUGGGGGUGAAGAGGAGGGCGACGAGGAGGUUGAAGAUGAUGGUAUGGAUGUUAACUAG